AUGCUGACCACGUCAUACGACAGUACGACUACGCCACGUGACACAACGACUACACCAUACGACCGAACGACCACGUUAUAUGACCGAAUGACUUGGCCAUAUGACAAAACGACUACGCCAAACGAUAGAUCGACUACGCCAUACGACAAAACUAAGCCAUACGACAGAACGACUACGCUGUACGACACAACGACCAUGCCAUACGACACAACGACGACAACUGCAAAAACAAGGGCAGGCGGUAAUCCAAAACACAUCAUAUUCGUAUUGUACUCGCUCUGUGAAGAAAAAGCUGUAUAA
Molecule: messenger RNA, 300 nt
Organism: Gongylonema pulchrum
Lineage: Eukaryota; Metazoa; Nematoda; Chromadorea; Rhabditida; Gongylonematidae
Source: the annotation of a GenBank genome assembly